Molecule: messenger RNA, 1938 nt
Organism: Ipomoea nil (Japanese morning glory)
Lineage: Eukaryota; Viridiplantae; Streptophyta; Magnoliopsida; Solanales; Convolvulaceae
Exons: 5
Coding region: 240-1907 (555 amino acids)
Source: RefSeq, a predicted model, not a curated record
AAAACGUUGGGAGAGAAAGAGAGAGAGAAGAGAAAGACAAGCCUUCCUACUUCCGAGUACAUAGUACUCUAAUUCUCUCUCUCGCUCCUCGUAUCAAACUCUCAGAACGAAGUUCUUCCCUGGUCACUUGCUUCCUAGAGAGGAAGCUCUGCAAGUGUCUCUAUAUGAAGGUGGUUUCAUCUCGGCAACCGGAGACCAAGUAAUCGUUUGCCCCUUUACGAUAGUGACAAAUUGUAUAUAUGGCGAACGGAAGGCAUAUUCCACAAGUGUUCGAGGGACAUUCGACUCCUGCUGCCGGAAUGACAUCUUAUGGUUUUUUGCCCGCUGCACAUCACUCCGUUGAUCCACUUCAUCGUGAAAUUUUGGAGGGCAAAUUAGUCUCUCAGGCGGCAGAAAUAGAGCAGCUCGUUACCGACAAUCAUACAUUAGCGUCUACUCAUGUGACCUUGAAGCAGGACAUUUCUGCAGUUCAUGAGGAAAUAGAGAAACUCCGAGAUCAUGUUAGAAGCAUUCGAACUGAAAGUGAUAUCCAGAUUCGGGUCACAUUGGACAAGAUGGCAAAAAAGGAAAGUGCCGUUCAAGCUUCUGAUAGUAUCAAGAACGAUCUACAACAAUCCAUUAACGAGGCACAGAAUUUAGUUACCAUUACUCAAGAGUUGGAUGCUAAAUUUAAGCCCGCUACUGAAGAAUUAGAAAAAACUCGUUUAGAAUUCAAGAAAUUACCAGAAGUGCGGUCUGAACUUGAAAAUUUGCAGCAAGAACACCAACAGUUACGCGAGACAUUUGAGUUUGAGAAAGGUAAAAAUGUAGCGAAAGUUGAACAAAUGAAACUUCUGGAGACCGACGUUGUUGCCAAGGCUACUGAAGUGGAAAGAUUGCGAACCGAGUUGCUAAAUGCCGAGAGGAGAGCGAAAGAAAUGGCAGAAUUUGGAGACGAUGCCGCUCCUCUUCCCCCGCCCGCCAAGAUCUCACUUGGCAAAAAGAAGCCAAAGGCCAAACCAACCGGGUCGAAGGAGGUUCCACUGGCCCGACCCAUCGGGACCUCGACCAUCACAACAGGCGAGGGCUUUGUGGUCGAGCCAUCGGACGUCUUGGUCAACCGGGUGGAGGUCGCUCGGGGCAAGGAGAAGGUGCCCGAGAAGGGCAUGACCGAGGUCGGCGGCAUCAAGCGUCGUAGGGAGCAGCGCAGCCCGAGCCCCUCGGCCGGGUGGAAUAAGGACGAGUCGUCCAUACUGGGCCGUAUCGGCAAUGCCGGGCCGGUGAGGGAGGAUCAAGGGAAGAUGACCCCGACUCAGGUGGCCGAAAGGAUCGGCCACGACUUGGCCGAGAUCUCCCGAGCGGCCCAGCUCCUUCAGGGUCGAGCCAUGCUGGCCGACGAGGCCGAUCGAUAUAAGAAAAUCGCUGCCCGACGCCUUCAAGAGGUCAAGGACAUUCAGGCUGAGCUGGAGAAGGUCCAGAAAGACCUUAAGAAGAGCGAGGAAGAUCGGGUCCUGACUGAAAAGGUCGCGCAGCGGGCGAUCGGGGAAGCCGCGGAGCUGAAAGCCCGACUGGAGAACCCGAACGAGCUGGCCAAAUCCGUUUUUAAAGACAACGAAACGGGCUCGGCGUUUCUCACGGCGGCCCGGAGGACGAAGAUCGGGGAGGACCUGAUCCUAUCAUUCGGUCGGUGGGCCUUCAAAGCCGGGCAAAGGAAAAUGCUCGAGAGGGCCCAGAAACGAAUGGAGCAGGCCCUUGAAGGAGACGACCUUCAGCUGGUUUUGUCUGCCCUUCCUCCCGACCUUGCCGACCCCGGUCCCUCUCCGUUCGCCCCCAAGCACAAGGCAGCCGACCCGAGCGGUCCUGCGGCGACGGUCCCGAGCGAGGCGGAGGCUUGUAAGAAAGAGGAAGCCAAGGGAGCGAAGAAAUAGAAGUAGUUUUACUUCUCUCUUUUUUGUAGAC